Messenger RNA from Staurois parvus, 364 nucleotides. The record is from the annotation of a GenBank genome assembly. NCBI's taxonomy places the organism in Eukaryota, Metazoa, Chordata, Amphibia, Anura, Ranidae.
UUAGAGGAGGAAAACGGGAAAAAAAUAUUCUGAACCAAUGGACAUAGUACAGGAGAUAAAAGCGAAAACGAUUUCUCCUGCGCUCCGGGACCCAGGCCGGUGAUAGUACAGGAGAUGACCAGAGACUGCGGACACAGUACAGGAGAUGACCAAGAGACUGUGGACACGGUACAGGAGAUGACCAGAGACUGCGGACACAGUACAGGAGAUGACCAGAGACUGCGGACACAGUACAGGAGAUGACCAGAGACUGCGGACACAGUACAGGAGUACUGGAAGAGAAGACUGCACAGCGCUGGACCAAGGAACAGGUAAGGAUCUGCUACAGAGGAGAGCCGAGCGGCUGGCCCGGUAUUCUGACACG